Molecule: messenger RNA, 1421 nt
Organism: Salpingoeca rosetta
Lineage: Eukaryota; Choanoflagellata; Craspedida; Salpingoecidae
Exons: 10
Coding region: 1-1233 (410 amino acids)
Biological process (GO): cilium assembly
Source: RefSeq, a predicted model, not a curated record
AUGGGAAAAGGGCAAUUUGAUGGUGAAGCGGACCUGGCGUCCGCCUGCUCGGGUUUGCUCUCCAUCGACGCGUUUGUCACGUCGCUGUCCUCCAUCAUCGCCAACCCGGCAACGCUGCAGCUCGUGAGCGUAGUUCUGCCGCCGUCCGGUCUGCCCGACACGACGUUCAUCAAUGGCACAUGUGCGCACGCUGCGGCCUCCAUCGCCGUCACCUUCAUCUGGGGAGAAGACGGUGUGUCCGCUGCGCAUGUGGACGUCACCGCCGCCAACGUGACGCAAUCGCAGCCAUUUGUGCAGACGUUCGCCGUCACCUUUGCCCGCAGCACAGACGCAAAAGUUCGCUCUGGUCGCCCCGGAUAUUUGGACGGCCGCCCGCUGCUCAUGCAGGACUUUGAGUAUUCGCUGAUUGGCGUCGACGCAAGAUCAACACGCUGCAGUGAGGUUGGCCGCCGCCCGCUCGCCUUCAACGAGAAUUCGCUGUCAAUGUGUCAACUCGAGUUUUCCGUCGACGAUUUCAGCGACUGCAACGCUUUGCGCGCCAAUUUCAGACAGCACCUUGGGCUCCCCUCGUCGUCGUCGGUUCCCGGCCGCGUCGGCAUUUACGGCGAUUCUGACACAUCUGCAGCGGGCGAAUGGAUCGACGUCAUCCACACCACCACCCGCGAAUACGCCGAUCAAGAGCUGUUCCUGAACUACACGCAGCGGCCCCUAUGCAACGACGUUCCACGGCGUGCCGAGAUUCAGGUGUUGGUGACGUCGCAAGGGCAUCCGCAGAACCCGCAGAUGAUUGUGUUUGGAGCGCAGGUCACAACAUACACACGCCAUCUCUACAUCACUGCCACAACCCCAGCGCCGCCAGUUUCAAAUGUGACGCUCACGACAGCACCACCAACAAAUACAACAGCGGCACCCACAAAUGCAACUGCGGCACCUUCAAAUGCAACAGCCGAGCCUGUACGGCAGGUGGAGCUGGUGUCUGUGGGCGUGUCGUUUGUGUAUGUGGAUCCAGGCGCCGCGGGGCUUAAGCGCCGGCGGAACCACCGCCCACACUCGUGUUUCAGGGGCACGUGCUGGCACGUUCCGUUUAGAACGGCGCAGCGGAGGUGGACGACGGAUCCGCAAGUUCAGGCGCACUACGCAGCCGUACUUGCACGGUUCAUUGCGGUGAUGAUUUGCAUUGCGUGUUUGGGCGUGUUGUCCUUGGUCAUUCACAUGCAAGGACCGCGAAGAUGACGACACGCAGUGUGUGCCACUCUCGUGGCCGCCGCGAGUGGUGUGUGUGUGUAUGUUACUUGCUUGCUUGCUUACAUUAUUGCACGACGCUGUAGUGGGCUGUUGUUACACAUUGAGACUGCUUACAUGGAUGGGUUGGUUUGUUUAGCGUUUGGAAAGCAACAAAAUGUACACAGUUGUGAUAAGCA